This is a messenger RNA of Staurois parvus, 1075 nucleotides long. NCBI's taxonomy places the organism in Eukaryota, Metazoa, Chordata, Amphibia, Anura, Ranidae. The record is from the annotation of a GenBank genome assembly.
AUGGCUAGCGGCAGCGGCUCCGGUUCCGCCCGGUCCUCGGUGCCCUCCGGAGCGGGCGGCUCCCAGCCCCGCAAGAAGCUGCUGUCCAUCUGCGACCAGUGCAAGGCCAAGAUGCAGCUGGUGGCCGAUCUGCUGCUGCUGUCCAGCGAGCCCCGUCCCGUCCACCCCCUGGAGAGCUCCGGUACCCAGCUGGGAGAGGCGUUCGAGAAGUGCCGGGACACGGUGAUCGCCCGGACUAAGGGGCUGUCCUAUCCUGACCCACGAUGUGCAGAGCCAGCUGAACAUGGGCCGCUUCGCUGAGGUGGGGGACAGCCUGCAGGAGAUGGGGGACCUAGUGGUGUCGUUGGUGGAGCUCUCCGCCCAUGCUGCGUACCUGGCGGCGGUAGAGGUGCCCGGAUCCCACGCUGCCCUCCCGGGCCUGGUGGACCGCUACCGGGUGACGCGGUGCCGAUACGAGGUGGAGCAGAGCUGCGCCCUGCUCAGGACGGUGCCCCUCCAGGAACUGACCCCCCAACUCCUCCUGGAGAUCUCACAGAACGUCUCCAAGAACCUCAAGAUCCUGACCGACGCCAGCGUGGCCGCCAGCGAGAAGUCCCGGGACAAGUUCGCCAAGGAGCAGUUCAAGCUGGGAGUCAAGUGCAUGAGCACCAGCGCCACGGCGCUCCUCGCCUGCGUCAAGGAAGUCAAGACUGCCCCCAGCGAACUCUCUAGGAACCGCUGCGUGCUGUUUGGUGGCCCCCUGGUGCAGGCAGUCCACGCCUUGGUUGGCUUUGCCACCGAGCCCCAGUUCCUGGGCAAAGCGGCUUCGCUCAACCAAGAGGGAAAGGCCGUGCAGACCGCCAUCCUGGGGGGUGCCAUGAGUGUGGUGUCCGCCUGUGUGCUCCUGACCCAGUGCCUCAGGGAUAUAGCCCAGCAUUCUGAUGGCAGCAGCAAGAUGACAGACUACAAGGACCGCUUGAGGAGCUCGGCCUGCGCUGUCUCGGACGGAUGCAACUUGUUAUCUCAGGCCCUGAGAGAGAGAUCGUCUCCAAGGACUCUGCCGCCGGUGCACGCCAAUUCUGUGAAGUCCCCCUGA